AUGGCCUCCCAAAUAUCCAACCCAUCAAGCCGAGGUGGCUCUAAAACCUCAAUUCAGCCCAAUUUUACCGACCCCAACUUUGACCCUGCCGACUUCCUCAAUGCCUCCCUAUCACCGUUAACCGUGGCAUCAUCACAACCGAAUGCCUCCCGCACACAAGGAUCAGUUCCUUUGACAGAGCUCUCUACACAAGUCCAAUCCCUUCUCUCUCAAAUAAGCGCCCAGAACAUUCGCCUCUCGAGCACAUUAUCGCAACUCACAGACGAGAUCCUACGAAGCGGUGGACGACUAGCCUAUGAAGUCGAGGUGCUCCGAGGCGAGACAAUAGGUCUUUCAGAAACAUUGACCGAAGUCCUGCGGGAUGAUAUCGCCAGAUUUAUCCCGGAGCCAAGCGAGCGCAAGCCAGAACAAGUCGAGAAUGCACCAGAGGACGAUAUCGAAAUUACAGACCAACCAGCGCCUACUGUUUCAACGGACCCAGAAUAUGUGACGAAUCUCCGCACCCUGAACCAAGUGCGAUCCCGCCUCGAAGAGGUGGUUCAGACAUUCGGCGACGCAAUGGGGUGGCCUCUCCCUCCAUCCGAGCUCUCAUUCUCCUCAUCGUUCAUCUCGGUCUCUGGACCUGAUCUCGGCGAAGAUGGUCAAGAUCGCGAAGAGAAGGGUCAAGAGAUGAUGAAGAAUUUACGAGCUGAAGUGACGGGUUUACUGGACAGUGAAGGUGGAGGGCGCAAUGGACUGGAAGCCGCUGACCGUCGUGUCGAAGCUCUUCGGACAUUAGCGAAGGUCUGGAACAGCUCUGCGGAGGAAAAAGCUCGCAAUCGUUUCGUGGAUAGUCUUGCAAAGAUCGUGGAUGACCGGCGUCGCAGUCUGGACCAGGCUGCGGAUCAGAGCCAGCGCACCUCUUCGAGGUCCAGACCUGAGGCCCGUCGCGAUAGUGAUAGUGGUGCGCCGGCUGGGGGGCUUUUCCGAAACCUGCAGCGGCUUCGUGAGGAGAUCUACUUGGAGUGA
This is a messenger RNA of Penicillium salamii, 1008 nucleotides long. The record is from the annotation of a GenBank genome assembly. NCBI's taxonomy places the organism in Eukaryota, Fungi, Ascomycota, Eurotiomycetes, Eurotiales, Aspergillaceae.